This is a messenger RNA of Malurus melanocephalus (red-backed fairy wren), 3867 nucleotides long. It is a transcript of the gene ANO5, whose product is annotated as anoctamin 5. Lineage: Eukaryota; Metazoa; Chordata; Aves; Passeriformes; Maluridae. The transcript has 23 exons. Gene Ontology annotation, molecular function: protein dimerization activity; chloride channel activity. Gene Ontology annotation, cellular component: plasma membrane. Bases 33 to 2948 code for a protein of 971 amino acids. The record is from RefSeq and is a predicted model, not a curated record. Gene Ontology annotation, biological process: chloride transmembrane transport.
GCGGCUCCGCUCCGCCUCCGCGGGCAGUGCGCAUGCAUGGGGCGGCCGCCCGGCCCCUGAGUCACCGUGCGCUCCGCGGCCGCUCCCCUGGAGCAGCGGAAAAGGCGGCCACSAUGAACCGCUUGGGGAAGAAAGCGAACGAGACCCUCAUCGAGAUGGCUCUGUCGGCGGACGAUGACAUUGCGAUUCUCACCAAGUUCCAGCCAUCCCUGUCAGAAGGGGAAGAAUGCAAUGGACCUUUAUGUGAAACUGUUUCAACUUCAGGAUCAGAAAUCCCGAGCAGCUCUGAGGGUCUAAGCAGCACUGAGACUACUUUACUCAUCCCUGGACAUCAAGUGCAGAGUGGAAGGAAGUUCAACCUGUUCCUGAAGCGGCGCCUCAGGAUUGAUAAAAGACAUCAGAGCAAAGAUUCUAUUUUCUUCAGGGAUGGUGUCAGGAGAAUUGAUUUUGUUCUCUCCUAUGUGGAUGAUCUUAAUAAGGAAUGGGAAAAAAAGUUGGAAAGGAGAAAAGARUUUGAGAGCAACCUGCAAAAGGCUGGUUUGGAGCUAGAAACAGAAGACAAGAAGGAAUCCGAGGAUGGCAAGAUCUACUUUGUGAAGAUCCACGCGCCGUGGGAGGUGCUGAUCACCUACGCAGAAGUGCUGAACAUCAAAGUUCCCAUCAAGGAAAAUGACAUUCCCCCCAUGGUGGAGAACCCCCUGGACUGUGUKCUUUUCCCACUCAGGCUGCCUGAGAAGGUGAUGCACCCCGAGCCUGAUUAUUUCACGGCGCCGUUCAGCAAGGACAAGCAGGAGCUGUUCCUCAUUAACGAUGAGAGCACCUUCUUCUCMCCAUCCAUGAGGAACAGAAUUGUGAAUUAUAUUCUUACACGUUGCCCAUACGGAACAGAAGAAGGGAAGAAAAAAUUUGGGAUUAAGAGRCUGCUGAACAACGGCACCUACACAGCUGCAUAUCCUCUUCAUGAUUGCCAGUACUGGAAGAAGGCGAGUGACCCGAACUGUGACAGUGAGAGGCACACGCUCUACGUGGAGUGGGCUCGCUUCCUGCGCUUCUACAAGGAGCAGCCUCUGGACCUCAUCAGGAAGUACUAUGGAGAGAAGAUUGGAAUCUAUUUUGCCUGGCUAGGAUUUUACACUGAGAUGUUAUUCCUUGCAGCAGUUGUUGGCUUAAUCUGUUUUCUUUAUGGCUUGUUUACCAUGGAUGAAAAUAUGAGCAGCAAAGAAAUCUGUGACCCUGCAAUUGGAGGUGCCAUCAUCAUGUGCCCACUUUGUGACCGAGAUUGUGAAUAUUGGAGGCUGAACACCACCUGUGAGCCCUCGCGGUAUUCCCAUUUGUUUGACAACGUGGCAACUCUAUUUUUUGCCAUUUUCAUGGGGAUAUGGGUCACGCUUUUCUUGGAGUUUUGGAAGAGGAGGCAAGCCAGACUGAAGUAUGAGUGGGAUUUGGUUGAUUUUGAAGAGGAACAGCAACAACUCCAGCUGAGGCCUGAGUACGAGGCAAAAUGUACCCAAAAGAAGAAGAAUCCCAUAACUCAGGAGAUGGAGCCUUAUUUGCCUUUAACCAGCCAGGCUGUGCGGUUCUGCAUCUCGGGGGCUACAGUGUUGUUCUGGGUGUCCCUGAUCAUAGCCAGCAUGAUAGCUGUGAUCGUGUACCGCCUGGCCGUGUACGCCGCCUUCGCCAGCCUGAUGGAGAACACGCAGACCCUGGAGCCCAUCAGCGGCUUGCUGACCCCUCAGCUGGCCACCUCUGUCACUGCCUCCUGCCUCAACUUCGUCAUCAUCAUGAUCCUCAACUUCUUCUACGAGAGGAUUGCCAUCUGGAUUACUGAUAUGGAGAUCCCCAGGACUCAUAUGGAGUAUGAGAACAGGCUCACUAUGAAGAUGUUUUUGUUCCAGUUUGUCAACUACUAUUCCUCCUGCUUCUACGUGGCYUUCUUCAAAGGGAAGUUUGUUGGUUACCCAGGUGGUUACACAUACAUGUUCAGUCGCUGGCGAAAUGAAGAGUGUGACCCUGCGGGCUGCCUGAUAGAGCUGACGACACAGCUCACCAUUGUCAUGGCUGGCAAACAGAUCUGGGGGAACAUCCAGGAGGCCAUUGUCCCAUGGAUUUGUAACUGGUGGGGUCGUCGGAAAGCCAGAAAUAAUCCCGAAAAUUUGUACAGUCGCUGGGAGCAGGACCACGACCUGCAGACAUUUGGACCCUUAGGCCUGUUCUAUGAAUAUUUAGAAAUGGUCAUCCAGUUUGGAUUCAUCACUCUCUUCGUGGCAUCCUUUCCCCUGGCUCCCCUGCUGGCUCUGAUGAACAACAUCCUGGAGAUUCGAGUGGACUCCUGGAAGCUGACCACUCAGUACAGGAGACCCGUGGCUGCCAAAGCACACAGCAUAGGGGUGUGGCAGGAGAUCCUCAAUGCCAUGGCCAUCCUGUCUGUGGUCACUAAUGCUUUUAUCGUUGCAUUCACAUCAGAUAUGAUCCCUCGUUUGGUGUACUACUAUGCUUAUUCUGAAAAUGACGACUCACCUAUGUCUGGAUACAUAAACAACAGUUUGUCAGUGUUUCAAAUCUCAGAUUUUCCUCCAGGCAAGAAACCUAAAGAGAACCCAGAAGACUUUGUGGUGUGCAGGUACAGGGAYUAUCGGUACCCUCCGGAUCACGAGAAGGAAUACACCCACACUAUGCAGUUCUGGCACAUCCUUGCUGCAAAACUGGCCUUUAUCAUUAUUAUGGAGCACGUCGUAUUCAUUGUCAAGUUCUUUGUGGCGUGGAUGAUUCCUGAUGUUCCUGCAGACGUGAAAGCCAAAAUAAAACGUGAGAAGUAUUUAACACAAAAAAUCCUCCACGAGUAUGAACUUGAAAAACUGAAGGAGAGACUGUGCCAAGGUGACAAACAAGCCACAGAAAAAGAGUUCAUUGCCACAGAAGGGAGAAUGGAGCUAUCCCGAGCCAUGUAGCCAGAAACCCAACUUUGUUUGGGAUUUAACUCRUUUUUAGCUUUUUUGAAUCUGUGGUUUGCUCAGUAUGCAUCAUGUUGGAAGCUGYAGGGGAGUUCAACCCUUCUCUUUCAGUCCAAAGAUUUGAGACUUUUCUUUAAAAGCUUUACUGAGCUUUCAAGGUUUAGGAAAUCGACUCAACUGUGUAUGAUUUUGACACUGGUUUUUAUUUACCCGUGACUUUGAAUAUUUAAUGUCAUCUUGUAAUCCUAGAAUCUGGACUCCUGAUAUAGGGACUGUUAACCUCAAAGGGCUUAAAAAGGUUGAAACCACCAAGCCCCCUUCUUGUUGUUAAUUGCAACAUUUGAAUCUGUAUCCCAGCUGGCUGAAAAAAGAGGACCACUGUUGUGGAAAAUGCUGGGAGUUAUUAUUUUUACUGUGUGGUCAUUUAAACAGAACACUCCCGAUACAAGGAUUAAGGUUUGGUUUUUUUUGGGUUUUUUUUAUGUUCACUGUGUCUUAUGAAAGAUUGAUUUGGACUUCUACACAUUUUGUAGAAGGAAUUGAUUUUUAAAGAUGUAUUGGCUUAAUUCCGCUUGGAAUUAUUUAUAGGCACAGAAUUGAGUUAAUGCAUACUAGUGAAGGAAAAAAAAGCCAUAAUUAAUUUUCAUUAAGAUACAAUUUACUCUUUAAACACAAAUAUUGUGGAAUCACCUAAUUGCAGUGGGUUUUGAAGAGAGGCAUACAAUUUGGAGAAUUMCAGUUAUUUAAUUUCUCCUUCUCAAAAACUGCCAUUGGAAGAUGAUGUUUGACCUUGUUUUUGGCCAAAGCUGCUCCUUUAUUUAUUUCUUUGGAUUCUCUGAAUGCAGCAAAGGGCUAAAGCUGUGUGUCUGUCCCUGAUGCAUACUAUGGACUGUUCCUGCACUCCAUGGGAGCUGGA